This is a messenger RNA of Cadophora gregata, 1010 nucleotides long. RefSeq lists its product as uncharacterized. The transcript has a single exon. The record is from RefSeq and is a predicted model, not a curated record. Lineage: Eukaryota; Fungi; Ascomycota; Leotiomycetes; Helotiales; Ploettnerulaceae. Bases 69 to 1010 code for a protein of 313 amino acids.
CCAGCCAAAGUCUUCCUCGAAAAAUCAAAGUCACAAUCUUUGCACUUCCCAGACUUUUCCAUUCGAUCAUGCGUGUCUCGAUCGUAACUCUGUUGAGCCUUCUCACUACAUAUGUGUUCGCGUUAAAAAUCGCCAGCAGUACAGCAACAAUCGAAUAUACCCCCGAAGUCAUCGCCAUCAAAGACUUCUUCCAAGGCAGUGCAUCCAUCAUCAAUGGCGGUAUCCCCAACCUCUUUAGCGAUACCAGUAUCGGCCUAGCCAGCAAUGCCGAAACGCAAGCCCUCCGCAAUUUCGCCUCCCACAAGAACCUCCGGGCCAUCUACACCGUUUGCGAAGUCUACUAUCGCAUUGUCGCGAACAAGAAAGCUGGGUCGGGUAUUGCAAGCCUGAAGGAUUUGAAGGGCAAGAAGAUUGGGACUAUGGCAAGUACGUCGGCGGCGUAUUUCGUGCAGAAGUAUUUGGCUACGGUGGGGUUGAAGGAGUCUGAUUAUACAGUUGUGGCGGGGAGUACGUGUAAUUCUGCACCAUGUGGAGCGGGGACAUUUCCAUAUAUGCUUGCUCAUGGGACGGUCGAUGCAGUGGGAAUGUGGGAGCCUACACUAGAGCUCUCCGCCCAAGCUCUGGGUGCCAAUGCGAUAAUCUUCCAGGAUCGCUCGGUGUAUCGAGAGGUGUUCAACUUGCAUACUACAGCUGAGAAACUGAAGGAUGCGACGACGAGGAAGAGUAUUGUGGCAUAUUUGAAGGCGCUGAAUCAGGCGGAGGCAUUGUAUCGAGAUACACCAGAUAAAGUGUAUUCAAGGGUGGCGUCGACGUUGAAUAUGAAUGUGACGCUAUUGAAGUCGGUGUGGCCUAUUCAUAGCUUCAAUGGGACUUUAGCGGCGGAUUUGUUGGAUGUUAUGGUUGAAGAAGAUGCAUGGGUUGCGAAGACGGAUAGACGCGGCACGAUUUCGAGGUCAGAUUUGGCGACGAUGAUAGAUGACAGUGUGUUGAAAGAAGCAUUACAGACUUGA